Closterium sp. Naga37s-1 is the source of this 528-nucleotide messenger RNA. The record is from the annotation of a GenBank genome assembly. NCBI's taxonomy places the organism in Eukaryota, Viridiplantae, Streptophyta, Zygnematophyceae, Desmidiales, Closteriaceae.
AUGACCCUCCGUGUUCAUGGCUCGAGUUACAGUAUGGCUGUUGGUGCGGGCGGCAGUGGUUCUGUUGUGAGUGGCAGUGGUGGCGGUGGCAUUGGCAGUAGUGGUGCUGGAAGUGCGGGUGGUUGUGGUGCCAGUGGUGCGGAAAGCAGUCGUUCUGUUGCUGCGGGCACCAAUGGUGGUGCGGGCGGCACUGGUGCUGCUACCAAUGCAGCCGGAAGUGGUGAGGGUGGUGCGGGCAGGAGGGGUGCCGGUGCUAUGGGCGGCAGUGGCGCUAUUAGUGCGGGCGGCAGUGACGCUAUUAGUGCGGGCGGCAGUGACGCUAUUCGUGCGGGCGGCAGUGGUGCUGUUGGUGCGGGUGGCAGAAGUGCCAGUGGCGUGCGAGGCAGGGGUGCCGGGGGUGCGGGAGGCAGUGGUGGUGGUAGUGCGGGCGGGAAUGGUGCGGGUGGUGUGGGCGGCGGUACCGACUGCCCUCCUCCCUCCUCCCUCCCAUGCCCUCAAGUCACCAUGCACCUACCUGGUCUGGCCUAG